AUGAGCAGACGAAUGUCUCGCAGAACUGAUACACCUGGUUCAAUGUCAAAGAAUCGAAAACGCUCUUCAGGACGACUCUAUGGUAAAGACAGACGGCCUAGUCAACAAAUUUCAAAUCGUGAUAGAGAACUAAUUGAAAUUGACCAAGGAGACAGCUCGAGCUGGAGUAAGAAAACCGGAUGUUUAGGUUUAUCUUAUUUACGUUCUGUUCUAUUGUUUGGCUCGGUGAUUUUAUUAGGUAUCCUUGCCAUCGGCGGCUUAUUUGUAUCUGUAAUACUUUACCUUCAAAGUAGUGAUGUUGAUGCUGUGUGGAAAAUAUUUGGUAUUGUGAUUUGUGCCACUGUUUUGUUAACUAUCGCUAUAGUUGUCCUGUGUUUAGUCAUUUUCUACUAUAAAAAGGAUGCAAUCUCAGAUCAUGACUCUGAUAGCGAAGUGGAAGAUCAAGACAAGUCAGAUAUUAUAGAAAAUCAAACUGAACCUUACUUAAACGGUUCUGAUACAAAUCGAAAAAAUGCUAGUCGCAAUCCAACCUAUUGGAAAAAUCACAAUAACCAAACUGAUGCAAAUCGUCCAUAUUCAAACGACUAUAAUUAUCCCUAUAAUAAACCCAAUCAUCAAUAUUCUAACGGUGAAAAUACCUCUACAUCGUCAUCUAAUGAUGGACGAGGAACUCCACGAAGAUUCUCGACCGGGGUAAGAAAUAAACAAACAAAUACUGAAUCAUUACCAACCACUAUGGGAUCGUGGCCGAGACAAGAACAGUCAUUUCAACAGCAACAUCAACCACCCCUACAAGUUCAACCUCAACAACAACAACAAAAACAACUCGUUUAUUCAACAAAUGUCAUGCCUCGACCAAUAAUUGUUCAAGUUCUCGAUAAACAAAAUCAGCGUCAAUUACCUCAACAUACUCUAGUAUCGACAUUUGAAAUUCAGCCACCCCAAACACAUCAACUUAUUCACUACAUUCCUACGACUUAUCAGCAACAGCAAACAAAACAAACUGUACCCGCCAUCAACUUCGUGGAGCAAGAACAAAUGUCUCGAUCACCCGUUCAGACGAUUGUGUCAGCUCAAGAAUUCUAUGAAUUAGAUAAAUUCUAUUAG
Molecule: messenger RNA, 1107 nt
Organism: Didymodactylos carnosus
Lineage: Eukaryota; Metazoa; Rotifera; Eurotatoria; Philodinida; Philodinidae
Source: the annotation of a GenBank genome assembly